Messenger RNA from Aspergillus piperis CBS 112811, 1630 nucleotides. RefSeq names its product cytochrome P450. The transcript has 4 exons. The coding region runs from base 26 to 1270 and encodes 414 amino acids. Lineage: Eukaryota; Fungi; Ascomycota; Eurotiomycetes; Eurotiales; Aspergillaceae. The record is from RefSeq and is a predicted model, not a curated record. Gene Ontology annotation, molecular function: iron ion binding; monooxygenase activity; oxidoreductase activity, acting on paired donors, with incorporation or reduction of molecular oxygen.
GAAUCUAGCCCCGGAGUACACCUCAAUGCAAUUCCUCUACCACUCCAACCUCCACCUCGACGUUCUCAAGAAGAAGCUCAUUCCUGACCUGUAUAAUUAUGUGGAUAAGGCCAAGGAGGAAUUGGUGUAUGGGUGGGAGCGCGAUCUGCCGCAUACUGAUGAAUGGACUUUGGUUUCCAUUGAACAUCACCUGCGCAUGCUCGUGGCCCGCAUGACAGCCAAAGUCUUCAUGGGAGCCCCGACCUGCCGCGACCCGGACUGGCUGCGCAUCUCCAUCGACUUCUCCGUCGACCUAUUCACCACUGCCUUCACUAUCAAGAUGUUCCCGCCCUGGCUGUACGGAAUCGUUGCGCGGCUGGUGCCCGCCCGCUAUCGCACCUUCCGGCAGCUGAAGACUGGCCGCCAAAUCGUGGGCGAGCUCACACAGCGGCACCGUUUGGCCCAGGAGAAGCGACUGCGCGGAGAAGCAGUGGACGAAGAAGACACUUUACUGAACUGGAUGCUGGAUCAUGGUACUCCCAGUGAGGUCGCGGUGGAUGAGAUGGGCGCUCGUCAGUGCGUCCUGACUCUGGCCAGUAUCCACACCACUGCCUCCAAUGUUUCCAACAUGCUGUAUGACCUCUGCACUUAUCCCGAGUGGUUCGCUGAGCUUCGGGCAGAGGUUCUGGCGAUUGCUGAGGAUCUGGGUGGACCCCCCGGGCAGGAAAACCCUCCGAUCAGUGCUAAAGAGUGGUGUACUCGCUUGGACAAGUUGGAUAGUUUCUUCGUAGAAAGCCAGAGGCAUAGUCCUGUUCUUCUCCUCAACCCUCAAAGACUAGCCUAUGAAGAUAUCACACUAAGAGAUGGCACCCUCAUUCCCAAGGGUUCACGGCUCGCCUUCGCCAACUACGAGCACUCGAUGGACCCGGCAGUCUACUCAGACCCACAGGCAUUCGAUCCCAUGCGUAGCUACCGAAAACGCAUGGCCCACCCGGACCAGCGUGACCGGCAUAAGGCCGGCAUGACCCAUCCCGACAACUUGGCCUUUGGCUAUGGGAACCAGGCUUGCGCUGGCCGCCAAUUCGCCGUCGCCGAGAUCAAGCUGAUCAUGGCGCGGUUGUUGUAUGACUUCGAGUUCGACUUCUCCGCUGAUCAGAGGGCGCGAGGUCGUCCUCAAACACUCCAUGUCAAUGAGAAUUGUUUCACAGAUCAAGGGGCUAAAUUGUUGAUGAGGAAGAGAAGGCCGGCGAGGAUCACAAGCGAACAGCGCUCGAAUAUCAGCGAUGCGUGACACUCGAUGCAGAACCGACCUCCGUCACAAAGAUACCCAGGUCUAAGACAUAUGGAAUUACAUGGCAAGAGUAUUAAUACAAGAAGAAGUCAGUCAUCACAUGAUAGUAUUCAUGCAAGGCGGAUAGGAGUAGCGCCUCGAGAAGGCUAAAACGAUAGAAUAAGAACAAAUAGGAAGGCGUAUACUGGCCCUAUUAGAAGUAUAUGAACGCUCAAAUCAAAACAGAAUGCAACGGGCGCUGUAACGAUCGACUUGUAGCAGCAGUAGACGUAACGAGUGGUAUCAUGGCGAGAUUAAUAGUCCAUCACGGAGUAUCCCAGGCGGUCAUUUGUGUCGAGCACAGAGUAUUGUUUAGUCAAC